UGGUCGCUUGGUUGCUUUCAUCUGUGAGUAGAGCAUCCCAAUGGACCGAAACGUUGACUUUGAGAUGUAUGCCGCAAACUGACAAAUCGCAUUUAGUGCUCGGAGCCGUCAGUUUCUUCGCCGUCUUCUUCCUGGUGUUGCUCUUCAUUUUCUGGGGUGCGGCUAUCCUCUCCUACUCUUCUGUCGCCCGCAAAUGGCUGCGUGAGAACGAGAAGCUAUGGAUUCUCGUCACCGCCAUUGUGGUCAACAUCGUUUGGGGAAGGUUCCAGAACUGGGUUGUCCUGAAAGCUUUCACUGUCGAUGGCAUCCACAUGAAAUUCAAGUCCGGUUUCUACGUCUGGGAGUUCAUCGUCAUGUUCUCCAACGCCGCAUCCGCGCUCAACUCGUUCCUGUUUCGCUUCGUCAUCUCCAUCCUCUCCACCUUCUUCUACAUGGGUCGCAUGGACACUCAAACCGUGCACGGAUACCUCUCCGCAUUCUCCGGCUACGGCGCGUAUACGCAAUACGUGUACGCCUCCUACGUAUAUAAGAACCCCGUCAAGAACGCUUUCCUUGCCCUGCUGAUGAAGGUCGACGAAAAGGAGAUGACGUCCGUCAGUUCCCGUCGCGGCGACCUGGAAUCCGGUCCCGAGUACAGCCGCCACAGCGCCAAGGCGUACGAGGUUCACACCGUCGGAGCCCGCAAGAGCACCGUCGGACGUAAGAGGCUGGCGAGGAAGUUGUGGGUGGCCUACUUCAUUCAUAAGAACCCGAGCUUGAGGUUCUACCGUAAGCAGCACCUUACCACACUGCUGGACAAUGUCGGAAAGGAGUAGAAUAAUGCUUCGUCAGGCCUUCGAUGGAUGGACGGAUGAAAGGUUCUGAACCGGUGCCCUGGCGUACUUUAAAGUUUCUUACUUGGUACUUAGUUGCAAGAUAAUGAUAUAAUGUUUUCCAUAACUGUUUUACCGUAAAAUGCAAAUGGUGUCGGGUUUUUUUGAGCA
Molecule: messenger RNA, 983 nt
Organism: Fimicolochytrium jonesii
Lineage: Eukaryota; Fungi; Chytridiomycota; Chytridiomycetes; Spizellomycetales; Powellomycetaceae
Exons: 2
Coding region: 69-815 (248 amino acids)
Molecular function (GO): retinol transmembrane transporter activity; signaling receptor activity
Source: RefSeq, a predicted model, not a curated record